Messenger RNA from Colletotrichum graminicola M1.001, 1359 nucleotides. RefSeq names its product fatty acid desaturase. The record is from RefSeq and is a predicted model, not a curated record. The transcript is spliced from 3 exons. NCBI's taxonomy places the organism in Eukaryota, Fungi, Ascomycota, Sordariomycetes, Glomerellales, Glomerellaceae. Bases 1 to 1359 code for a protein of 452 amino acids. Gene Ontology annotation, biological process: lipid metabolic process.
AUGAGUGGUCUCACCAUCAGCCCCGACCUAACGGUUCAAGACACCAUCGUCCUCCAGAACCUUAUCGACGACAUCAAGCGCUACGACGACAAGCACUUGGCUCCCGCCGACGGUGACGAGGGGUAUGCCAGCCAGGAGUCAUUGGACGACAAGUCCAACAAAGAUGACGAGCCCUGCCGCGGGGUGUCGUCCCAGAGGGACGCCAAGGACAUCCGCAAGCUAAAGGGUCUCAACGACGCCACCAGCCCGGACUUUGAGCCGAGCGUGCUGUCCUCCGUGGACCUCCGGGACCUGCCGGCCAAGAUCCCGGCCGCCCUCCACCGCCGCGUCGUCCUGCCGUACGUCGCGUGGGCGCGCAAGGUCGUUCGCCACGAGACGGACGUCAUCAUGCUGACGCACCUCGUCCUCUACCUGACCACCUCGGUGCCCAGCGCCGUGAUGCUGUUCCGCAGCUUCAGCUACCUCCACGCCGUCCUGCACACGGCGCUACAGUUCCACUACAUGGGCACCUACACGCUCAUGAUGCACCAGCACAUCCACAUGAACGGCAUCCUCUCCAAGGACAGCGCCGUCCUGCGCGUCAUCGACGCCGUCUUCCCCUACGUCACCGACCCCCUCAUGGGCCACACGUGGAACACCUACUUCUACCACCACGUCAAGCACCACCACGUCGAGGGCAACGGCCCCCACGACCUGUCGUCCACCAUCCGCUACCAGCGCGACGACCCCCUCCACUUCCUCCACUACGUCGCCCGCUUCUUCUUCCUCGUCUGGUUCGACCUGCCCCGGUACUUCUUCCGCAAGGGCCAGCUCAAGAACGCCCUCAAGACGGGCUUCUGGGAGCUCGGCAACUACGCCGUCCUCUACGCCCUCUACCGCGUCAACCCCCGGGCCACCGGAUUCGUCCUCCUCGCCCCGCUGCUGCUGCUCCGCCUCGGCCUCAUGGUCGGCAACUGGGGCCAGCACGCCUUCGUCGACGCCGACGAGCCCGACUCGGACUUUCGCUCCAGCAUCACCCUCAUUGACGUGCCGAGCAACCGCUACUGCUACAACGACGGCUACCACACCUCGCACCACCUGAACCCCCGCCGCCACUGGCGCGACCACCCGACGUCCUUCCUCCAGCAGAAGAAGACGUACAUCCGGGAGAAGGCCCUCGUCUUCCACGACAUCGACUACCUCAUGAUCACCGUCCGCCUGCUUCGCAAGGACUACCUGCACCUCGCCAAACGCCUCGUCCCGGUCGGCGACCAAAUCGCCAUGACGCUCGAGGAGCGCGCCGCCAUGCUGCGCCGGCACACGAAGAAGUUCAGCGAGGACGAGAUCCGGGAGAAGUUCCGCGGCUACAAGACCAACUAG